This is a messenger RNA of Aspergillus thermomutatus, 1089 nucleotides long. Its product is annotated as glycoside hydrolase family 16 protein. The record is from RefSeq and is a predicted model, not a curated record. NCBI's taxonomy places the organism in Eukaryota, Fungi, Ascomycota, Eurotiomycetes, Eurotiales, Aspergillaceae. Gene Ontology annotation, biological process: carbohydrate metabolic process; fungal-type cell wall organization. The coding region runs from base 1 to 1089 and encodes 362 amino acids. The transcript is spliced from 2 exons. Gene Ontology annotation, molecular function: hydrolase activity, hydrolyzing O-glycosyl compounds; glycosyltransferase activity. Gene Ontology annotation, cellular component: fungal-type cell wall.
AUGUCGUUUCUCUACCUCGUGGCCCUCUUGGUGGCCAGCAUCUGUUCGGUGACCGCUCAGACAUGGACAUCGUGCAACCCUCUCAACGAGACCUGUCCGGCUGAUCCAGCCCUGGGUAUCAACACUACAUUCACUUUCAAUCAGACUCUCGACGAUACCAUCUGGAACGUCACCAACGGAGCCUUGACGCACACCAGCAAGGGAACCGAAUUCACCAUCACAGGAGAGAAUCAGUCGCCCACAAUGCAGUCAACCUUCUACAUCUUCUUCGGUAUUGUCGAGUCCCAUGUCAAGAUGGCCAAGGGCGCCGGUAUCAUUAGCAGUAUCGUGCUGCAGUCGGACGACCUGGACGAGAUUGACUGGGAAUGGGUGGGUUACAACACCAGCGAGGUCCAAUCCAACUAUUUCGGCAAGGGUAACGAUACCUCAUUCGACCGCGGCGGGUAUCACUAUGUUCCCAAUGCGGAUACGGAAUUCCACAACUACACCACCCACUGGACGGCCGAGAAACUGGAGUGGUGGAUCGACGGCAAUCUCGUCCGGACCCUGAAAUACGAAGACGCCCUCGACGGCAAGAAUUACCCCCAGACCCCUUGCAACCUCCGUUAUGGCAUCUGGCCUGCUGGUAUCAAGUCGAAUCAGAUCGGCACGAUCGAAUGGGCAGGUGGUCUGGUUGAUUACUCGAAUGCCCCUUUUACCAUGGUCCUCCAGAGCGUCCGUGUGCAUGAUUUCCACACCGGCAAGGAGUACAAUUAUACCGAUCACUCGGGAUCAUGGGAGAGCAUCGAUGUCAUCUCGGGUAACUCCACCGUUGCCAACGCGAUCCUCAACCCGCCGAAAUCCUUGGCCGAGAAGUGGGCCGAACUACCGACCGGAGCCAAGGCCGGUGUAUACAUCGGGGCCGGGUGCGUUGGUGCCGCCAUGAUCGCCGGAUUUAUCUUCUUCUUCAUCGCCCAGCGCAAGAAGGGCCGUCUCGAACACGCGCUCGAGGAUGCCAAGUGGGCCAAUGAACGCACCGAAAUGAGCACUUUCCAGAACGAUUGGAAGCAGAGCGAGUGGAAACACAAGGGAUACCAGCCGGUCAAUUAA